Molecule: messenger RNA, 1954 nt
Organism: Rosa rugosa (rugosa rose)
Lineage: Eukaryota; Viridiplantae; Streptophyta; Magnoliopsida; Rosales; Rosaceae
Product: mitochondrial import inner membrane translocase subunit TIM44-2-like
Exons: 14
Coding region: 251-1699 (482 amino acids)
Biological process (GO): protein import into mitochondrial matrix
Cellular component (GO): mitochondrial inner membrane
Molecular function (GO): protein-folding chaperone binding
Source: RefSeq, a predicted model, not a curated record
GCUCUAGGAAAUAAAGUCUCAUAAACCUUUGGAAACCAUAAACCCUAUGCUCUGGUGUCACACUGUUAAAGAGUUAAGACCUUCUUUGGGGGAUUUGUAAACUGUCAGGCACACGUUCCCUCUUCCCCAAGUAUGGAAACUGGAUAUUAGUUCAGGCCUUUUCUCCAUCUUUAUCAGAAAAAAAAAAACACAAGACAGACGGCGUUUUUUUAUUUUUUUCUGAAAAAAAUUGGCCUUUGCCCCUAAUUUCAUGGCGGGUAGAAAGCUUGUUCGAGAUUUGUUCCUCCACAGAAAAUCCCUUCUUCUUCAGUCUCGACAACAGGUUUCAGGCACGAGAAUUCGAUUGCUUUCGGAAAAUGGGUAUUGGGGGAAUCGUCGAUUCAGUGUCUUCAAUGAGUUUUCGAAGCAGGUCAAGGAGGAAACCAAUAAGAAUCCACAAUUUAAAAAGACAGUCAAGGAGCUGAAGGAGCAAGUGGAAGAGCUCAAGGGGGUGAAAGAAGAUCUGAAAGUCAGAACGAAGCAGACAACGGAGCAGCUGUACAAGCAGGUGGAUGGUGUUUGGACAGAGGCUGAAGAAGCAGCAAAGAAGGUCUCUGCAAAUGUAAAAGAGAAGAUCUCGGCUGCCACAGAAGAGGUUAAAGGAUCUUUUGGAAUUGGGAAAGAGCAGGCUUCAGGGCCUUCUGGUGCUUCAGCUGAUCAUGUUGCUGAUGAAAAAGAUGGAAGUAAAGCCUCGUCCUCGGAAGAUAAACACCAGCACUCAGGGUCUAGUGAUACUGCAGAAACAUUAUUUGGAAAAUUUAGGUCAAGGGUGUCUUCAUCGAAUGUUUCCUCUGUCUUUCAUAGAUUCAGGGAAGCAAAGUUUGUUGACAUGGCCAAAAAAGGAUAUGAUAUUGUAAAGGAUGAGUUAAAUGGUAGUCCAAGUAAGAAAAAGCAUCUAGGGUUUGACCCUUCUUCCAUCCCACGAGUUAAAAGAAGUGCAACAAGUGACAUUGCUAUUGUACCCACCAAACAAUCUCGUUGGAGCAAAAAGUGGGAGGCUUUCAGAAUGAAGAUGCAAGGGAAUCCUCUAUUCAAGCGUAUCAGUGGGAUGAGUGAACCAGUUAAAAUAAAAAGCGAGGAGAUUAUGGAUGACAUGAAGGAACGCUGGGAAACUACUGAUAGCCCAAUAGUUCACAAAAUUCAGGAUAUCAAUGAAGCUAUUUUUCAAGAAACAAAUGCUGCUGCAUCAAUCAAGGAGAUCCAUGCCCGAGAUCCAUCUUUCUCUUUACCAGAUUUUGUGGUAGAAGUUCAGAAUGCGGUCAAACCUGUGUUAAAUGCUUACAUGAAGGGAGAUAUUGAAACAUUGAAGAAGUACUGUGCUAAUGAGGUGAUUGAGCGGUGUACAGCCGAGCGUCAGGCUUUUCAAAGCCAUGGCAUCUUUUUUGAUAACAAGAUUCUACAUAUAUCUGAGGUGGAAGUAAGAGAUACCAAACUGAUGGGAGACUCUCCCAUAAUCAUUGUAGCGUUCCAAACACAGCAAGUCUAUUGUGUACGUGAUAAAAAUGGUGCAAUAACAGAAGGCAGCCAGGAUACAAUCCAAACAGUGUAUUACGCCUGGGCCAUGCAACCUUGGGAUCCCGAAGAACUUCCUGAAGGUGCUCUUUUCCCGAUAUGGAGAGUAAGAGAGAUGCAACAAUUUGGAAUUCAAUCCCUUAUUUAGUUAUUUACAUAAACCUCUGAUCUUAACCGAUGGAUGUUGUGUCAUAUUUAUUUUCCAUGUGCCAUCUCAACUUCCCUGGGUUUUGUGAUUCACUGCCAGGAAAUUUCGUAGUAUAUUAUUUAGUAUGAUCAAUUCAAUGCAGUUCAUUACUGAGAGCAUAAGCAAAUCUAAAUUCCUCCAAAUUUCAUUUUUGGGAGUGACAGAUUUCAUUCUGAACAAAUAAAUAUUAUCAAUACAAAUUCUUUUGUUACUGCA